Molecule: messenger RNA, 915 nt
Organism: Acytostelium subglobosum LB1
Lineage: Eukaryota; Evosea; Eumycetozoa; Acytosteliales; Acytosteliaceae
Exons: 1
Coding region: 1-915 (304 amino acids)
Biological process (GO): symbiont-mediated killing of host cell
Molecular function (GO): toxin activity
Source: RefSeq, a predicted model, not a curated record
AUGUCUUUGACAAUAACGAAUCCAAAGAACUUUGAAGAGUGGAUGACUGUCACUCAGGAGUUGACAAAGGUGAUGAUUGAUGAGAAGGCCAUGCCUGAUCCAGGUCGUUUCCCUUACACUCAGGACAAUUCAAUCGAUCAUACAGAGAUGCUGAAGUUAUUGGUUGUUGGAUUUGUAUCCAUGAUACCAGAAGUUGGUGAUGUUGUUGGUGUUGUAGUAGAUGCCAUAUGGUCUGAUGCUAUUGCACAAGAUAGUACACCUGCACUACUUUAUGAUGGAUUCCGCACGAUCACGAGGAACAUGAUCAAUGAAGCACUGGAGAACGCUGAUCUGGAGUCAUGUACCGCAGAGAUCAAGAAGAUCACAACAGCAAUGAAGAAUUUCUUCCCAGUUUACAACCAGUGGCUGCUCAAACCUCACAAGAAGACUCUACGAGAGUCUUGCAAAGAACGUUUCUCCACUCUCGAGUUCAUAGUGGACAGCAUUGUCAGUGAUGAUGGUACUGAACUCCGCAAGUCAACCUAUGGUGUUACCGAGUUGGGCAUGUUCACAGUGGCCGCAACAACUGAGAUCCUGCUGCUCCAGGAGGUGGUCAAGAACGGAAAGACAUGGGGCUUCACCAAUGUCGAGUUGAAGACGUACAAGGACAAGUUAGCCAAGUACCCUCGCGACUUCACGGACUAUGCUAUCAAGACCUACUACCAUGGUGUCCAGUUGAUCAAGUACCGUACAGCUGAGAACAAACUCUCUGGCUUCAACUCAUUCAACAAGGUGCUCAAGUUCCGAACAUUCUGUUCCCGAUUCGUCUUUGAUGUCAUUGACCUAUUGUCGACAAUGGAUACCAAAUGGCACGUCAUACCUCAACCCCCGCUUUUGUUACCAAGAGUUGGUCGGAGUGCCUGUCAUACCAAAUGA